Fragaria vesca subsp. vesca is the source of this 993-nucleotide messenger RNA. RefSeq names its product AT-rich interactive domain-containing protein 2-like. The transcript has 3 exons. NCBI's taxonomy places the organism in Eukaryota, Viridiplantae, Streptophyta, Magnoliopsida, Rosales, Rosaceae. Bases 1 to 993 code for a protein of 330 amino acids. The record is from RefSeq and is a predicted model, not a curated record.
AUGGAGGAAUGGUCGUUUUUGACAAAUGGGUCUGUGUUAGAUUUGGCUGAAACUAGUGAUGCUGAUCCAAUUAAUGGGGGUAGUGUUGGUAGUGUUAUUGAAUUUGUAAAAGAUGGUGUAGAAUGUGUUUUUGGUGAUGAUGAUCGUAAGGGUAAUGAUAUUGAUACUGUAAAAGAUGUUGUAGGAUGUGUUAAUGCUGAUGAUGAUGAGUAUAAGGUUAGGUUAAGAUGUACAUUCGAUCAGGUUCUAUCUGUUUUUCUUAAGGAAAUUGGUGAUAGAGGUGUUGUUAGACCUGUACCUGCAGUUUUUGGUGAUAGGCAGCAUGUGGAUUUGUUCAAAUUGUUCUGUGUUGUGAGAGAUGAAGGUGGGUAUGAUUUGGUUUCGAGGAGGAGGCUUUGGUCUUACGUGUCUAAAGAGUUGGGUUUGGAUAAUGGGGCAACCGCGGCCUCGGUAAAAUUGAUCUACUUUAAGUAUUUGAAUGAGUUGGAGAUAUGGUUUAGGGAGAGUUGUCCAGAGUUUAGAGGUUUGUUGUUGGAUGGGACAGAGCAGAAGGACAAUGGUGAUGGACUGGUUCAUUUGGAUUCUGACCGAAAUGGGAAGUUUGAAUAUGGUUUAUCAGAUAACAAAGAUGCAUGUAUAAUGCAUUCAGGUACUGGAACUGGCAACGGUCAUGACGACGAAAAAGCUUGUCAUGAUGAUCAAAAUGGUACUUUGGUAUUACCCUCCAGUGUCGAUAGUAAAGAAAACGAACGUAAAAGAAAGCGACGAGAAUCCUUAUCAGGAAUGCUGAAUUGGGUAAUCCAGACAGCAACAAAACUUGGUGAUGUUUCAAUUGGAGAGAUACCGGAGCCUGCCAAGUGGAAGAAGCAUCAGGGCAACGAGUUCUGGUUCCAGGCAAUUAAAGCAAGGGAGGCAUUGAUGCUAAGAAGAGAUCUUAAUCCAAAAACUGAAGAGUUACCCCAGCAGGAACUUUACAACAUGCCUGUUGUUUGA